Pyrus x bretschneideri (Chinese white pear) is the source of this 1500-nucleotide messenger RNA. RefSeq lists its product as uncharacterized. NCBI's taxonomy places the organism in Eukaryota, Viridiplantae, Streptophyta, Magnoliopsida, Rosales, Rosaceae. The transcript is spliced from 8 exons. Bases 1 to 1500 code for a protein of 499 amino acids. The record is from RefSeq and is a predicted model, not a curated record.
AUGGUGGAUCUCAGUGGUAUCAGGGAGGACAGCCCUAACAAUGAGAGAUUGCUUCCAGUAGUGCAGGAUCUUCGAGGCAGUCUCGUCAACCAAGUCAGGGGCAUAAUAUGCAGGGUUGAGGUGGUCAGACUAGCAGAGGUUGUGGUGGACGACAGCAGACCCAGGGAUUGCUACAGGAAAAUAAUUACUUUCCAUCAUCCUGGACUACCUGAGGUUACUUUUGUGGGUCAGUACAGUAGGGUGAGGCAUGACGUUAUUUCCGCUAUGAGAGCAAAAAGGUUAUUAUCGAAAGGUUGCCAGGGAUAUUUAGCUCAUGUGCUGUUGAAUGAUGUUGCUCCUAGUAGUGUGGAGGAUGUGAAAGUAGUCAAGCAUUUUCCUAAUGUAUUCCCUGAUGAUUUACCUAGAUUGCCGACACACCGUGAUGUGGAGUUCAUUAUUGAUUUGCUUCCGGGUACGGAUCCUAUAUCUUUGACUCCUUAUAGAAUGGCUCAUUUGAAGAUCAACAAUGAGGAUGUCCCUAAGACAACUUUCAGGAUUCGUUAUGGUCAUUAUGAGUUUUUGAGUUUCCAGCAGUUGAAGUAUUAUCUCACUCAUGCACUUGUUUUAGCACUCCCAGAUGAUAAUGGUAAUUUUGAGGUCUACAAUGAUGCUUCCUUGAAUGGUUUGGGAUGUGUGCUAAUGCAACAUGACUUGAGAUCAACUGGAGUGAAGUUAAAGGUAAAAGAUCCGGAGGAAGCCUUACUUGCUAAUUUUCAAGUUAGGCCAAUUUUAAUUGAUCGUGUACUUAAAGCCCAGAUGGAUGAUGAAGAAAUCCAUGAGUUAAUUGAAGCAAGAAGUCAGGGGAAAAAGAAGGAUCUCAGAGUUCGAGAAACUGAUGGCAUGCUUAUGCAAAAGAGCAAAGUGUAUGUGCCGAAUAAUGUGGAAUUAAAGAAAGAAAUUUUGGAUGAAGUGCACUGUUUGGCUUAUGCAAUGCAUCCUGGAGGUUUACUUCUAAGUUCUGGGUGGCAUUUCAGGAGGCUUUGGGAUCGAGCUUGGCAUAAGCGGUUAGAUUUGAUGGAAUUCCUGGUUUUGGAGGGCCCUGAGAUAGUGGAAGAGACUACUCAGAAUAUUCAGGUGAUUAAGUCUAACCUGAAAGCGGCCCAGGAUCGACAGAAGAGCUUAGCAGAUAAACAUGCCACUGACAGAGUGUAUAAAGUGGGUGAUUGGCUUGAGUUUCCUCCAGAGUUGUCUAAAGUGCAUGAUGUGUUCCAUGUUUCCAUGCUUCGUCAUUAUGUUUCGGAUCCAUUGCAUGUUAUUCCUCCUCAACCUUCGGUAAUUAAUCCAGAUUUGACUUAUGAUAAGGAACCAGUGACUAUCCUAGAUUGGAAAGAUAAAGUUCUGAGGAAUAAGACAGUGCGUUUAGUGAAAGUUUUGUGGAGGAAUCACUCGGUGGAAGAGGCUACUUGGGAGAUACAGGAGCAUAUGAAAGAGUUGUAUCCACGCUUGUUUUAUGAUUACUAG